AUGUCGGAAACAGAAGAAAUGACACUGGAAGAAAAAGAAGAAGUAUCAACGUCGACAAGCCAAAGCCCCCAGUCUUCUUCGUUUGAAAACGUUUUUUGCGCGAUUUGCGGAGAUAGAGCAACUGGAAAACAUUACGGAGCGAUGAGUUGUGACGGGUGUAAAGGAUUUUUCCGGCGGACAAUUCGAAAACGGCACUCAUACGUCUGCCGAUUCGGAGAAAAGUGUCAAGUGGAUAAAGCGAAACGAAAUUCGUGUCGAAAAUGCCGAUUCGACGUGUGCCUGCGGAAAGGAAUGCGACGGGAUGCGGUACAAACAGAACGGGAUAGAAUUCGACCAGCAAAUCCGUUAAGCAACGGAAGUAAUGGAGGAAUAGUUCCAGAUGAUCCCCUUCUUGACACACUUAUCAGAGCCGAGGCAUCGACAAGAGGAUUACGGACAACAGUAAUCACAAAAACUGCAGAAGCUCGUAAACAGGCGACCACAAAUGAUGUAACAGACAGUAUGAAUCAGCAAUUAACACUAAUGGUUGAAUGGGCAAAGGUUUUGGAAGGAUUUCAGAGAGUUGAUAAUAUCACACAGGUUGCCUUGCUCAGGCACUUCUCAGCACAACAUCUUGUCAUGUGUGCAGCAUUCCGAAGCAUUCACUUAUCAGAUGCAGUUUGGCUGACAAAUGAGACAUGCCUGCACAAGGAUAGUCCAAAGAUCCCGGAUAUGAACCGAGUCGCUGAACGAAUAAUCGAUCAAGUGACGAAUCCAAUGAGAUCGUUACAUAUGAACGAAAUCGAGUAUAUCGCUCUGAAAGCUAUCGCCUUUUUUGAUCCAUUGGCAAAAGGAAUCACAAGCGAGUCGUACAGUGAUGUAGAGGAAAUGCGACAACGGAUUCUCGAAUCCUUCGAACGACAUGUCCGAUACGUGUCCCCUUACAAAGACAUGCCCCUCCGAUUUGCAAACCUUCUCCUACUCCUUCCUCCAAUGCUUGCGAUUUCCCGUGAUUUGGUAGAAGACGUUCAACUGGCAAAACUGUUCGGACUUGCUUCAAUUGACAAUCUGAUGCUUGAACUGAUGCUACCAAAUGAGGGAAAAAAUACAACUGACAAGACAUCACCUCCAAUUAUGUGCCAUCAAUAA
Messenger RNA from Caenorhabditis elegans, 1128 nucleotides. RefSeq names its product Nuclear hormone receptor family member nhr-64 (gene nhr-64). The record is from RefSeq and is marked reviewed. The transcript is spliced from 9 exons. The coding region runs from base 1 to 1128 and encodes 375 amino acids. Gene Ontology annotation, cellular component: nucleus. Lineage: Eukaryota; Metazoa; Nematoda; Chromadorea; Rhabditida; Rhabditidae. Gene Ontology annotation, biological process: intracellular receptor signaling pathway; nuclear receptor-mediated steroid hormone signaling pathway; regulation of DNA-templated transcription. Gene Ontology annotation, molecular function: RNA polymerase II cis-regulatory region sequence-specific DNA binding; DNA-binding transcription factor activity; DNA binding.